This is a messenger RNA of Arachis duranensis, 701 nucleotides long. Its product is annotated as calvin cycle protein CP12-1, chloroplastic. Gene Ontology annotation, biological process: negative regulation of reductive pentose-phosphate cycle. Gene Ontology annotation, cellular component: chloroplast. The record is from RefSeq and is a predicted model, not a curated record. The coding region runs from base 89 to 487 and encodes 132 amino acids. NCBI's taxonomy places the organism in Eukaryota, Viridiplantae, Streptophyta, Magnoliopsida, Fabales, Fabaceae. The transcript has a single exon.
CUUCAUUUGUAACAAAAAAAACUUUAUAGACACUACUUAAAUAUCUCAACAAGUAUCAAGAAAGAAGAAUAAAAGAAACAGAAGAAAGAUGACAACAAUUUCUACUAUGACCCUCUCAAGUCCUACUAGAGUAAUUGCCAAGGGAGUACAGACGCCUCUAAAGACUCAAACAAUCAAGUGUUCACCCAUAUUCAAGCUCAACAAGAGGUGGCCUGGUUUAAUUGGUUCGGGCCGAUCAUCUUCGAUCCAACCUGUUCGUGCAGCCCCGGAUAAAAUAUCAGAAAAGGUAGAGAAGAGCAUAAAGGAUGCCGAGGAGACAUGCACCGAUAACCCGACCAGCAAUGAGUGUGCAGCUGCUUGGGAUGAGGUAGAGGAGCUGAGCGCGGCGGCGAGUCAUGCGAGAGACAAGAAGAAAGAUUCGGACCCGCUUGAGAAUUACUGUAAGGAUAAUCCAGAAACUGAUGAGUGCCGCACCUAUGAUAAUUGAUGAGGAGGGCACUUUCAUUUCAGAGUCUGUUAGGUUCAAAGAUAUAAAUAAAGAAUGAUAUCAAUCUUUUUAUGUAAUUGUUUUUAAAUUUCUGUUACAUGCAUGAGUUGAACAGAUACCAUGUACUCUUAAUUAAUUGUUUGUAUUGAAGCAUGAUAAACGAGAUUAUUCCAUAUAGCAUAUAACCUAGCUAAGUUGUUCUUAUCAUUUGUCA